UAAUGCAAAGGAAAAUGGCUUGUGAUUUACUUAUUUGGGGAUUACUAAUGUUUGGAUGCAGCAUACAAGCAUUGUUAGUUGCAUCUGAAGAUGACCCAUUGGAAUAUAUGAGUAAAGAAGAACGGGAAGCAUUAAAGGAAGAAGCAAGAGAUAUGUUUUGUCAUGCAUAUAAUGCUUAUAUGGAUAAUGCAUAUCCUGCUGAUGAAUUAAUGCCAUUAAGUUGUAAAGGAAGAUACAGAGGAUCAGAACCAAAUAGAGGUGAUAUAGAUUCUACAUUGGGAAAUUUUUCGCUUACAUUGGUUGAUACCUUAGAUACUUUGGUGGUAUUAGGAGAUUUAGAGGAAUUUGAACAUGCAGUUAAACUUGUUGUCAGAGAUGUUAGCUUUGACACUGAUGUUAUUGUUUCUCUAUUUGAAACUAAUAUUAGAAUGCUGGGUGGUCUUCUGAGUGGUCACAUACUAGCAGAAUAUUUACAACAAAGAGCUGAUAUAAUGCCAUGGUAUAGAGGUGAACUUCUAAAUUUGGCCAAAGAUUUAGGAUAUAGAUUUUUACCUGCAUUUAAUACAACUACAGGGAUACCAUAUGGCAGAAUAAAUUUAAAGUAUGGUAUGAAAGGUGUACCUUUGGAAGUAUCACGAGAAACAUGUACUGCCUGUGCAGGUAGUAUGAUUUUAGAAAUGGCAGCAUUGUCAAGGUUAACAGGAGAACCAAUUUUUGAAGAAAAAGCACAAAAAGCGAUGGAUGUUUUAUGGAGAAUGCGUCAUCGUGGUACUGAUUUAAUGGGGUCUGUGUUAAAUGUACAUUCCGGUGAUUGGGUAAGAAGAGAUUCUGGUGUAGGAGCAGGUAUAGAUUCCUACUAUGAGUAUUGCCUUAAAGCAUACAUUUUAUUGGGUGAUGAAAAAUAUCUUGGACGGUUCAAUAAACAUUAUCAAGCAGUAAUGAAGUAUGUAAGCCAAGGUCCAAUGUUAUUGGAUGUACAUAUGCACAGGCCAAAUACGAACUCGAAAAAUUUUAUGGAUGCUUUAUUGGCCUUUUGGCCUGGUUUGCAGGUGCUAAAAGGUGAUAUCAAACCAGCUGUAGAAACGCAUGAAAUGUUAUAUCAAGUUAUGCAGAGACAUAAUUUUAUACCAGAAGCAUUUACUACUGACUUUCAGGUACACUGGGGGCAUCAUCCGUUAAGGCCAGAAUUUUUAGAAUCAACGUACUUCCUGUAUCGUGCUACUGGCGAUCAUUAUUAUUUAGGAGUUGGCCGUAAGGUACUCAAAAGUCUGCAAACUUAUGCCAGAGUACCAUGUGGUUAUGCAGCUGUAUCAGAUGUUAGAACUAAUAAGCAUGAUGAUACAAUGGAUAGCUUUGUAUUAUCAGAAACUUUUAAAUACUUAUUUCUGUUAUUCGCGGAGCCAGGCGAACUACUUUUAGAUUUGGAUGAAUUUAUUUUUACAACCGAGGGACAUCUAUUGCCAUUAACACUUGCUUCUAUAAGAACUAAUAUUUCUUUGCAAGAUUUUGAGCGAGAUAUCAUACAUGUGGAUGAAAUGGACCGUACUUGCCCUAAUAGUCUGCACCUAUUUCCUGCAUCAGUAAGACAGCCUUUGAGAAACAUGGUUGAAGAUGUGUAUCCCAGGCAUGCAUUAAAAAGAAGAUUAAGCGCUGCACAAUUUCAGGCAAAUAAUUGGGAACAUUUAAGGUUGUUGAGUGAUAUGGGAAUAACGGCUUUAACUUUGGCAGAUGGACGUGUUCAACUGUUGCAUACAUUUUCUAACGUAAAGCAAAGUUUCUUUGCAAAAACACCGCAGGAUUCUGAAGAAGGUUUAUUAUUCAUGCAAGAAAUGGUUGAAAUAAGUAAAAUGCAAUCCCAACAAACUGAAGCUAAACCACAAGCUGUCACGUUUGUAAAACCAAACACGAGUCCACCUCAAAUAAUUACUCUGUUAGCUGGACCAGCGCAAUUUGGAUUAGAAUUACAGGGUUUAAAUAAAGUAACCGGGAAAGUUGUUUUUACAUUUCCAUCUGCUGCAUGCACUGAUCUUCAUAAUGCAGAUAAACUUACAGGCAAGAUAGCAAUAAUGGGUCGGGGUAACUGUAUGUUUAUAGAAAAGGCAAGACGAAUCCAACAAGCAGGUGCUGUUGCUGGAAUAGUGUUGGAUAAUGUAGAUGGUUCCAGUGCUGCAACUUCGCCUAUAUUUGCAAUGUCAGGAGAUGGAAAAGAAGUGGACGACGUAACUAUUCCCGUUGUAUUUUUGUUUAGCAUGGAGGCUUCUGAGCUAUUAAAAGCAAUUGCCGUGGCAAACGGUGAUCUUACAGUUACUCUUAGCAAUUUCUUUUCAAAAGAAGAUGCACAACUGAAAGCACCCACCGAUUUAUCAAUGUUCGAACGGUUAAAGGGAUCGCUAAAAUCUUUCCUUACACGUCAAAUGACACCACAGACAUCUCCAAGCAGUGGGACAAAUUUGGAUUUGGACCCUGAGCUUAAACACGAAGGAGAAGAAAAGGACAUAAUCGUUUUUUACGAUCUACGUGCUGAAAUAAUCAAAGAUUCGCUUGGCGGAGAAGUAAGAAUCAGUUCGUCGUACAUAUCUGUUCCACUUACGAAAGAAUCGGAGGAUAACACGUUAAUAGAGAAACAAUGGCGACAAUUGAAAGAAGUUUUUGUUAAUCAUAUAUAUUUGGAUGUAAAACAGAAAGCAGGCUUACAAAUCAGAAGUUUUAUAUUAGAAAGUUAUUACAAUUGGAUAGUAAAGUCACGAGGUGGAGAUGAUACUAUGUUAAAAGUAUCUUUGCGAGAUAAAGUUGCGUGGUUCUUAGAAGAAUUAGCUGUAGUUGUACCAAAUCCGUCCAUUAUGAAAAUGGACCAAUUAAUGGAUUUUAUCAAACAAAAAUUGUUGAAACAAUAUUUGUUAACAAAAAUGGAUAUUAUGGUUUUAAAUAUGAAAAAGGUUACAACAAUAUUGCAGACAAUGCGAUCUGGGAGUCCAAAUACUGAACAACUGUUCAAGAUUUUUGAACUUAAUAUUGCGCAAGCUGGUAUUUUUAAGUUUCUGAGACAGUUGUUACCAGGUAUUUUUGACAUGGAAGAUGAAAUUAUUAGAGAGCAUCUUGCCUUGUUAGAUCGUGUUAAUAAAGCCGUGCAUAAAAAAUAUCGUGAAAUAUUAGCUGAUGGAGCACAAGAAAGUUUAGAAAAGUCGAUGAUAGAUAAAAAUUCUUAUUAUGAUACGAUAAUUGAUAAUUGGCAGAAAGAUCUGAAAAAUUUUGAAAAACUGGAUGUAUUAAAAAAACCUAAGGAGCAAGAUUCUGUGAUCACAGAAUUUAUGAUGGAUAACAAUGAAAGUAGUAAGUCAGAAAUGAAAUCUAAUGAUAUUUCUAAAAUAUCUAAAAGAAAUGAAGAUGUCAAAGUAGGAAAAUUUGAAGACUUUGAACAUUUUAUAUUAACAGAAAUAGAAAAAGCUGUGAAAAAUUCAGAACAAGAUAGUAUUCGAAAAUUGCAAGAACAUAUUGAUGUUUCAAGAGACAUAGCAGAAAAUACAAGUAAAGAAGCAAUUAAUUCAAAUAAAAUAGUUUUGAAUGUUUCCUCUCAAAAUCAAAGUAAAGCUGAUACAUUAAAAAAUAGAAUAAAAUAUCAAAUUGAAUUUAUAAAAAAUAAAAUUGAAGACUUUACAAAAAAUAUAGAUUCUUUGGUAGAUUUUAUUAAAAUUACAAAUUCUUUAGAAAAUGUACAAUCAAAUAAUAUCGACUUUAAAGAAACAGUUACUAAUAAUAAUAGUGCUGACAAACAAGCACACAAAGAAUCUUUACUUACUGACAAUGAUUUCCAAGUAACAGAUGCACAAACAAGUUCUCAGAAUAUUAAAACAAUAGGAAAAGAUAAUAGUGAAGCAUUACAAAAGAUUGAAAAAGAAGUGGUUGAUCCACAUUUAAAUAAUUAUAAAAGUAUACCUUCUAAACUGCCUAAAGAAUGUAAAAAUCAAAUAUCCAAAGAAGAAGGAAAUACGAAGUCCAUUGAUAUUCAACAAGAACUAGAAACUUCCAAUUCAAAUUAUAAUUCUGUAGAUGAAAAUAAAUUGCAACAUAGUCAAAAAUAUACAAAUGAAGUUAAAAGUAAGAAAGUCGAUGUACAAAAACACAAAAGUAAACAUAUCGACGAUGAAUUAUAAUGAAAACUUUUAGGUUUCAAGAUCGAAUAUAUAUAUUAAACGACACUGUGAACAAAUUUUUCACGCCAACAAGCCUGGCAAUCCCAUUCAUACUACAUUUGAUAUUUUUGCACAAAAUUUGAACAUGUAUGCAAUGAGCUUUAAUGUUUUUAUAUGAAAUCCAUUUUAGGAAAGAAUUAGUUAUCUAAUGAAAAAGUGAUAUGAUGACCAGAUUAUAUCAGAACAAUACUUAAAGUCUGUUAAACUGGUGCUUAUGAAAAAAUCUGAUUUGAUUUCAUUUUUUAUUUGAAAUAAAUUAGUGAAAUUAUAAGGAAAAGAAAAACUGUAUGAUACAGAUAAACAGUCUGCGCAAACCAUUUAUCCUAAUGAGGUUGUGACAGAAUAUUCUGUUAAGGUUCUAAUGAAUGUAAAUUUUAUAUAUACCAUUUAAACAUAGCAUAUUUCUUGUGCACUACGAUAGUACAAUGAUGGUAUAUUGUUUUUUCCUUAGGUAAAGGAUUAUAAUUUUCAUUAUCUUAAUUGCAGGUUUGUUUUCUCAUGUUUUUGUACUUAAAAUAUGUGCCAUGAGUAACAAUGUAAAUGAAUAUUUUGACAAAUAAUAUAUAUUACAUUAUUUGUUUACAGUGUAAUUUUAACUUGUAUUCUAAAUAAGAAUAUAAGAAAUAAUGGUUAACAAAUAAUUUCUAAUUACAAUUAUAAAAGUGAAUCUUUUUCUUAAAUACAAUAGUACUACAUUGACUUUCUUAAAGAACAUACAUGCUAUAUUUUGUUAAGGAAAGAAGUUGGUAAAUGUAAAUCUUACUGAUAUCGUUCUUUGAAACUAUCUAUUUCUUUUUAUAACAAUAUUAUUGAAACAAUUGCAAUACAAAAAUUUUUGUUCAUUUAAAUUUAUUUAAUAAUCUAUGCCUUAUAUGUACAUAAAAUUGUAUAAAUAACAGUGUAUAUACAUGUCAUAUAGCAAAGUUAAUAACAAUGGAAGUGGUAAUAUAUCAAAUAGUGUUUAGAAAUUCGUAGCAUCUUAAUUUCCUUAAAACUAUAUAUGUAUGUAUACUCUGUUUUCUAUUUGUAACAUGUUUACAAAUUAUAUUGCAUAUUCUGUAAAAUAAUUUUAAAGCUAUAAUGUAAAAAUUGGAUUUAUUAUGUGCCAUAUAAAAUGCACAAGAAAUACAUAUGUUUUAAAUCAAAUCAAUUUGGGAUAUACACAUAUAUCCUAAAUUAUAUUGGGUCAAUCCUGUAGAAUGUGACUUCGAUUGUAAAUGUAAAUAUUAUAUAAAUAAGUAUAUAAUAAG
Molecule: messenger RNA, 5440 nt
Organism: Bombus pyrosoma
Lineage: Eukaryota; Metazoa; Arthropoda; Insecta; Hymenoptera; Apidae
Gene: Edem2
Product: ER degradation-enhancing alpha-mannosidase-like protein 3
Exons: 17
Coding region: 3-4151 (1382 amino acids)
Biological process (GO): carbohydrate metabolic process; endoplasmic reticulum mannose trimming; mannose trimming involved in glycoprotein ERAD pathway
Cellular component (GO): endoplasmic reticulum; membrane
Molecular function (GO): calcium ion binding; mannosyl-oligosaccharide 1,2-alpha-mannosidase activity
Source: RefSeq, a predicted model, not a curated record